Messenger RNA from Pseudo-nitzschia multistriata, 1188 nucleotides. The record is from the annotation of a GenBank genome assembly. NCBI's taxonomy places the organism in Eukaryota, Bacillariophyta, Bacillariophyceae, Bacillariales, Bacillariaceae.
GGCACAGUAUGUCUGGAGAAUGCAACAGACAGUGAGCGUUUCACAACAAAACGUGCUUGUUCCCUUGGUGCGAAAACGGAUCAAAAGGAACAGAAGGUGUCUCUGAUUUCAUAUCCUAGGGCGUGCUUGUUGCCCCACACCCCACACCCUCGACUGCGAAACGCAAACGCAAACGCAAACAGCACCAUUACCAAAAGAACCAUCGAUCCGCCAUGACCGAUAUACAACCACAACAACCACCACCACCACCCACCGUCGCGGUCCUGUACGCCACCACGGGCGGAAUGGGAGACGUCGGCAAGUUCGCCGUGGCCCUCGCCACGAAGCGGGGCCUCCGCGUCCGCCCGGUGGCCCUCUGUUUCGGAACCGGGGAAACCGACGGUCCGAGCAGCAGCAACAGCAGCAGCACCGUCGACGUCGACGUCGAGGACACCGCCCUCAAGGACGAGACGGAAGCGGUCCUGGAGGGGCUGGAAGGAGGGAUCCCCACCAUCGACGUGGCGGCCGGCGCCUCCGCGGACCGGGAGCUGGAGGGGGCCCUCGGGGGCGCCACUUCCGUCGUCUCGUGCCUCGGGAACCGCCAGCCGGGGAUGGAGCGCUGGUGCGAAAAGGGAACCAGGGCGGUUUUGGCCGCGAUGAAGGCUUCCGGAGCGGAGCGGCUCGUCUGCCUCUCCUCCAUGGGCAUCGGCAGGGAUUUCCUCAAAACCACCCCCCUGACCUGCCUCUGGGCGGCGAUGCUCCGGACCGUCCUADGGAGCGCCCGAAGGGACCUCUCUUCGAUGGAAGACACCGUAAGGGGGAGCGGCCUGGACUACCUCCUGGUCCGCCCGGUGGGGCUCACCCCCUCGGAGCCGCCGAGGGGGUCCUGUGACGUCCUGCUCGAAAGGGGGGACCACGGGGGCAGGCUGGCCUUUAUGCUCUCCAAGCAGGACGCGGCGGGAUUUUUGCUGGAGGAGGCCCUUUCCCCGAYCCUCCGGAACCGGGCGGUGACGAUCGGCUACGCCGGGUGAGCGAGCGAGCGAGGGAGCGAGUGGCAGUGACAGUGACAGUGGCGGUGGCGGUGGCGGUGGAAGGAAGGGCCUGCCACACGCAUGGAUGCAGCGCGGGCCUUGUGUGCAUGCGUGUGCAUGCGUGAAUGCAUGUUGUUGUAUACAAUAUACUAUACUAUAAUAUAAUAUAAAAACAAAC